UCAGCCCAUAUAAUAGAACAAACAUGCAUGCAUUUCUUCAAACUGUUCUAUAAGAUAAGAUAAGCAACUAACCUUAGCAUUCGAAAAAUGGGGUGUGCCUCCUCCAAGGGUAUCGACGCCACAGCAGCGGUGUACCGCCCACCUCCGACGAGCUUCGCGGUGUUCGACAUCAACUCCAUCGAGGAGCCAUGGCUGAAACACCUCAACAACACCGCCACCGACCCACUUCACACCCAAGACACAAAACAACCCUCACUCCCUGCCCCUAUCCUCCACCUCCUGGAAAAAGCCACCGAAGCCCCUCAAUCCUGGGACGAAGUUAGCAAGGUCCUCCAUGACCUCAAACCCAUCGUUGAACAACCACCACAACCACCGCAAUCGCAACCACAACCACCCUCCACACCACCACCACAGAACCAAUCUCAACCCUUACGCAAGAAUGCCUCCUUCCACACACUGGAAGAGUUAGACGCGAAAUCAACCCCGAACGCUAAACCAGAGUUGAAGAAAUCACCAAUUGAGACAAGCAAGAAGAACAGUGAGGUUGAAGAAGAGAAUCGAAUCAAAUUGAUCAAAACCUCGAGCAAAUUGAAGGACAACAUCUUCAUAAAGAGAGACAUGGAAGAGCGGAAGAAGGAAGAGAGCGAAUCGGUUUACGAGAGGCUUCGGCGGGACCCGCUGAGCCAGUUCCCGGAGAAAUCCCCGCCGGGAGGCGCCGACGCGGUGGUGAUUUACACGACGUCGUUGCGUGGAGUGAGGAAGACGUUCGAGGAUUGCAACCGGGCGAGGGAGGUGCUGGAGGGGCAUAGAGUGGUGGUGGACGAGCGUGACGUGGCGCUCCACUCCGGGUUUCUGAAAGAGGUGAAGGAGCUGCUGGCGGAGGAGGUGGUGGUGGCGGUGGCGCCGCUGCCGAGGGUGUUUGUGAAGGGGAGGUAUUUGGGCGGGUUGGAGGAGUUGGUGGAGCUGAAUGAGUCGGGUCGGUUGGGUCGGAUCUUGAAUGCGACACGUGUGGAGAGAGGGGUAGGGAGAUAUGGUUGUGAUGGGUGUGGUGGGGCCAGGUUUGUGCCUUGUUUGGAUUGUGGUGGAAGUUGCAAGUUGGUGUUGAGUGAUGUGAAUCAGAUUGAGAGGUGUCCUAAGUGUAAUGAGAAUGGGUUAGUGCAUUGCCCUGCUUGUGCUUAAGUUUGAUAUUUCAAUCAAUCAAAUUGUGUGUUACAUCUCCAUAGACCAUAGUAUAGUGCUUUUUUGUUAAAAAAAUUGUAAUAUGAACUCAUAGUUGUUUAUUAUCUACUUCUGUAUAAUAAGGUCCUGAAAUUGUAUUUAAUUAAGGAUUAUGGAUUAUUCACUCA
Lotus japonicus is the source of this 1346-nucleotide messenger RNA. RefSeq lists its product as uncharacterized. Lineage: Eukaryota; Viridiplantae; Streptophyta; Magnoliopsida; Fabales; Fabaceae. The record is from RefSeq and is a predicted model, not a curated record. The transcript has a single exon. The coding region runs from base 88 to 1179 and encodes 363 amino acids.